CCAGUCAGUUUUGUGCGCCCGAAGCGACGAGACAUAUUAAGAAUCGGAAACGGAGAACCAUGAAGACGAUUUCGCUGCUAACUUUUGUGGUGAUGAUGCUCGGAGUGGCACUGAGCUUGGUUUGGGCCGGCCCCGAUGAUGGCUACCUUUAUGACCAGCCAUCGGGUGAGCAACUUCAGGAACUCCAGGUGAUCUCUCCCCCCAGGAAGCUCCGGCUAAAGCCACGUGUCUACCCAGGGCAUCCCUCUCAGGCUUGCGGAAACGUGGAGGCGACGGAUCAUGCCGCUGCCCUGACCACCUACCAUGCCAACCGCCCCCAGCCGCGUCGCAUUUACAAUCACCAGGAAGUCGAGGUGGACAGCUCGUUCUUUGAGCCCACGCCGGAUCGGAUCGAGGAACUCAAGCGUAUUCUCUUGGAUCAGCAAUGAAAUGUGGUUUACUUGGAUGACGGAAAAUUUGCGUGAAAUAAAAGUCUGCUUAUGUGAAAGAG
Molecule: messenger RNA, 490 nt
Organism: Drosophila melanogaster (fruit fly)
Lineage: Eukaryota; Metazoa; Arthropoda; Insecta; Diptera; Drosophilidae
Exons: 2
Coding region: 93-428 (111 amino acids)
Source: RefSeq, marked reviewed